Amphiprion ocellaris (clown anemonefish) is the source of this 1825-nucleotide messenger RNA. RefSeq names its product junctional adhesion molecule 2b (gene jam2b). Lineage: Eukaryota; Metazoa; Chordata; Actinopteri; Pomacentridae. Gene Ontology annotation, cellular component: tight junction; protein complex involved in cell adhesion; cell surface. The coding region runs from base 329 to 1204 and encodes 291 amino acids. The transcript is spliced from 11 exons. Gene Ontology annotation, biological process: leukocyte tethering or rolling. The record is from RefSeq and is a predicted model, not a curated record.
UGUGUGGACGCUGGUGGUGGGAAACCUAAUAGCCAAGGACACAGUAGCUCAGCAGCAGCUGUCUCAUCUCUGCACCUCUGAUUACACUCAUUGCUGUGGACAUGUGGAAAACACAACUCUAACCUUUGUGAUUUCCAUCCUUUAUUCAGAUACUUCAGUCGGUGGUCUCUGCCUGGACUCGUGUGCGCGCUCCGUCAGUUGUCCGGGCUACGUGAGCGCGCCUGCUGCAGAUCGCACUUGAGGAAUCUGCAGAAGAGUUUGGACUGAAACCGAAAUCCUCCAGACUCAGGAGACCCCCGCAGACCUCAGGACGGACCCGGAACGCUCUAUGAAGAUGCUGCUGCUGCCUCUGCUCGUCUCCUUUCUGCACACUCCCAUCUGUCUGUCAGUGACUGUCAGCAGCAGUAAACCCAGAGUAGAAGUCCAUGAACACACCGACGCUGUGCUGUCCUGUGAGUUCAGGACGGAGAAAGAUCAGAACCCUCGAAUCGAGUGGAAGAAGAGAGGAAAGGCGGUGACUUUUGUGUACUUUAAUAACAUGUUUACUGGGUCUUACGCAGGACGGGCAAAGAUAGAAGGAGCGACGCUGACGAUCCACUCUGUGACUCAGAAAGACUCUGGAGAAUAUCGCUGUGAGGUGACGGCCAGCGAGGACCACGUCAACCUGGGAGAAGCCACAGUAAACCUCAACGUGCUCGUGCCUCCUCAUGUCCCAUCCUGCGACGUGCCCAGCUCUGUGUUCGUUGGCUCGGGCCUGGAGCUGCUCUGUAAGGACAAGAUGAGCGUCCCUCCAGCCACCUACCGCUGGUACAAAGACAACAGAGCCCUGACUGCCACAGCAGAAACUCCCUACAGCAUCGACACCAACAAGGGCACGCUGAAGUUUAAAAGCGUGUCCAAGCUGGAUGCAGGGAUGUACCGCUGUGAGUCCUCCAACAGCGUGGGGGCGCCCAAGAGCUGUGUGGCACAGCAGCUGAAAGUUGUUGAAUAUCCGUUGAACAUGACGAUCCUGAUAGCCGGAGCUGCAGGUUUCGUGGCGCUCGUCCUUUUCUGCUGCAUCAUUGUGUGUGUCUGCCGCCGCCAAGGCUGCUGCCACAAGAGCAAGAAAACAAAAAGCACCAAGUCCUACAACCCUCCUCCUCCUCCUCCUCCUCCCACCCGCAAUCUCAAACACUACAAACAAACUCAGUCCUUCAUGAUCUGAGGAGGAAGCAGCUCUCUCACUUCGACUUCAAACCAUUCAAAGUUGCUCGACAGACGCUGUGACGGACGCAGAGGUCUUCAAAUGUCAAGCAAAGAGCUCAAGAUUUUGCAAAACCCUCGCUGCUUAAUUUCUGCGCUGACAGUUUACAGGUGGUCCAAAUUUACAGUUUUACCACUUCUUCAAAUGCUGUAUAAUGUUAUUUUUUAUUUUUUUGUCAGUGUGCCAAGAUAUUUUUGCUUGAAAUUCUUGUUUUUUCCAUCUGCAGACUUGAGGUGUCAGAUUCAGCACUUCAGCUUCAGUUUUAGCUCUUUAGCGCCACCUAUAGGUCACUUACAAUAACUAUCUAUGCUAAUUAUGGCAAAUAUUGUAUAUAGAUUGUUCAUUUCAGCUAAUGUGUUGUUUAUUCUUUCUCAUUUUUGCAUAUUUUUAUAAAACUUUUUCUACACUUAUCUCAUGUUAUGUUAAGUUUUCUCUUAUUUUUAUUUUAUUUCAUCGUAGUUCAGAUGAUGUAAAACGAGUGAGAAAUGAACAGGUGUCUGCACACACUGAAUGGUGCUUAUCAUUUAUACUGAAAUAUCAACAAGUCUAUCUCAUAAUCAAUAAAAAGAUGAUCAAAAAUCA